This is a messenger RNA of Mangifera indica (mango), 2604 nucleotides long. Its product is annotated as ETHYLENE INSENSITIVE 3-like 1 protein. The record is from RefSeq and is a predicted model, not a curated record. Lineage: Eukaryota; Viridiplantae; Streptophyta; Magnoliopsida; Sapindales; Anacardiaceae. Gene Ontology annotation, cellular component: nucleus. Gene Ontology annotation, molecular function: DNA-binding transcription factor activity; DNA binding. The transcript has 2 exons. Bases 313 to 2238 code for a protein of 641 amino acids.
CUUAUCUCUCCAUUUUGCAAACUCUGCCUUUUCCCCUCUCGCUCUUUCUAUUACUGCAGCAAAAAGCUGAGACAAAACUGUUAAUCUUCAUUUCUCUCUCUUUAACCAGUUUCAGUCUCAGCAUCACCAGACAAACUUCCAUGGCUCAGACCAUUCCUUGGUUUUCUGGUGUUCACCUUUGAUCAUCCUGAAUUGGGAAAUUUUUUAUUUUGGAAGUCUUUAUAGGGAUUGCUUUGGGCUAAUAUUGUCGGAAAGUGAGAUUUUUCAAUACAAAAUAUCUGUUGUCGGUGCUGAUUUUUAUUGCUUUUAGUAAUGGGAAUCUUUGAUGAGAUGGGAUUCGGUGGAAACCUUGAUUUCCUCUCGGCUCCUCCCUGCGAAGUAGAGACAGUUCUGGAGCAUGAACCAGAGGCGACUGUUGAGGAGUAUUUAAGUGAUGAAGACAUGGAUGUGGAUGAGCUCGAGAGGAGGAUGUGGAGGGACCGAAUGCUUUUGAAGCGACUUAAAGAGCAGAAUAAGGGUAAGGAAGGAGUUGUCAGUGCAAAGCAGCGUCAAUCUCAGGAGCAAGCCCGAAGGAAGAAGAUGUCACGAGCACAGGAUGGUAUCCUGAAGUAUAUGCUGAAAAUGAUGGAGGUUUGCAAGGCUCAGGGAUUUGUGUAUGGAAUCAUCCCUGAGAAGGGAAAGCCUGUGAGUGGAGCUUCUGAUAAUCUUCGAGCUUGGUGGAAGGAAAAGGUCAGGUUUGAUCGGAAUGGCCCUGCUGCGAUUGCCAAAUACCAGGUUGUUCAUGCUAUUCCUGGAAAGAAUAAAGACUGCAGUGCAGAUGUGUCCACCCCUCACACCUUACAGGAGCUUCAAGACACUACCCUUGGAUCUCUCUUGUCUGCGCUUAUGCAGCAUUGUGAUCCGCCCCAACGGCGAUUUCCAUUGGAGAAAGGUGUUGCACCAUCCUGGUGGCCAACUGGAAACGAAGAGUGGUGGCCUCAGUUGCGUCUGCCCAAGGAUCAGGGUCCUCCCCCGUACAAGAAACCUCAUGAUCUGAAGAAGGCUUGGAAAGUGAGUGUUCUCACAGCAGUCAUCAAGCACAUGUCACCAGAUAUUGCUAAGAUCAGAAAGCUUGUUCGUCAAUCUAAGUGCUUGCAGGAUAAGAUGACUGCCAAAGAGAGUGCCACUUGGUUGGCAAUAAUUAAUCAAGAAGAAACAUUGUCACGAAAACUCUAUCCUGAUAGCUGCCCUCCUGCAUCUGCUGGUGAAAGUGGCUCUUUUGUUAUCAGUGAUACCAGUGAUUAUGAUGUUGAAGGGGUGGAUGAUGAUCAAAAUGUUGAAGUAGAGGAGGUCAAGCCUCAUGAUGUGAAUCUCUUCAGGUUCGGGGCAGUGGGACCUAGAGAGAGGCUUAUGAUGACACAACCUUUGGUUCCUCAAAUAAAGGGGGAACUUGUUGAAACUAACUCAGAUUUCUUUCAGAAGAGGAAGCAGCUGGCGGAUGAGCCUCUUGGCAUGGUGGAUCAAAAGAUGUAUAACUGUGAGUACCCACAGUGCCCCUAUAGCGACUAUCGGCUUGGAUUUCUUGAUAGGUCCUCAAGGAACAACCACCAGAUGAAUUGCCCAUAUCGUAGCAAUUCUUCUCAAGGUUUUGGAGAGACAAACUUUCAAAUGAACAAUGACAAACCUGCAGUGUUCUCUUUGCCUGUUGCUCAGCCUGUUCAGUUACCUCAACAACCUCAACAGAAGCCGCCAACUCCACUGGUGAAUCUGGUUCAUUCACAAUUUAAUGUAUCUGGACUCGAACUUCCGGAUGAUGGGCAAAAAAUGAUUUCUGAUCUGAUUACUUUCUAUGAUACUAAUCAUCAGCAGAACAAGAACUUGAAUCCUGGGGCUCUUAAUGUCCCAGUGGGGCUUAAUGUUAUAGACGAUCAAACCCAGCAUCAACAGCACCCACAUCAGCAACUACAACAGGAGCAGCAGCAGAAAUUUCAAUUUCAGCUGAAUGAUAACUUCUACAAUCAAGGCGUUAUGAUGGGUGGCCAUUUACCGGAGCAGCCCAACUUGCCCUCGGUUAACAACUCCAUUUUCCCCCCAGCAGACAUUCGUUUUAAUCAGAUCAAAUCAUUCGACUCUCCGUUUUACACCAAUCCAGGCGAUAAUAUUGCUGACUUCAGGUUUAGUUCACAAUUCAACAUGGCACCAGUCGAUUUCACCAUGGAUUCACUUCCAAAGCAGGAUAUAUCAACAUGGUACGUUUGAAGAAUAAAUCUGACCCCACAUCAAGCUCCUUCAUUUAGUCUUCAACUCUAAUACAACAAAAAAAAAGGGCCGUACACAUUGGAGAAAGGUUACAAAUAACACAGUUGUGCUCUUCUGGGUUAAGUGAGGCUUCUUCCUUUCACAUUUAGUCGCAAGAUAUGUUUGCCUUACGUCUUCUGGAGACCUAGACAUCUCUAGGUUGAUUUCAUGGCCAUACUGAGUAAGGGGCUUACUCAAUAUUGCUGUUGAAGCUUAGAAUCAUUAGUUUCUUGUUGCUACAGUUGAUAUCGGCAUGUAGUUUAUAAAUAUAUACACAUGAACUUUGUAUUAUGUACACAUAAUCUUUAAUAUAUGUUGUUUAAUCAA